Molecule: messenger RNA, 2294 nt
Organism: Limanda limanda (common dab)
Lineage: Eukaryota; Metazoa; Chordata; Actinopteri; Pleuronectiformes; Pleuronectidae
Gene: etv7
Product: ETS variant transcription factor 7
Exons: 9
Coding region: 160-1353 (397 amino acids)
Biological process (GO): regulation of transcription by RNA polymerase II; cell differentiation
Cellular component (GO): nucleus
Molecular function (GO): sequence-specific DNA binding; DNA-binding transcription factor activity, RNA polymerase II-specific
Source: RefSeq, a predicted model, not a curated record
GUGAAAAUAGGAGUUUUAUUCUUCGAGCGUUAUUUUCAGUCUUAGUCUGCAAUGGAGUUCUGAGAGGAUCAACCAGGAGUUUUAGUUCGUGCUUGGAAGAGUUUUGUGUCUGUUUAGAUUACAAGGAAAUAAUCCUCUUUCUUUAAGGGUUUUUUUCAAAUGGAGAACGUUUCCCUGUCACCUUUGGACAAGCAAGAAAACAAAGCGAUCACUCUGUCAGCCACAAUGCAUGGACAGCAAACCAACAAGUCUCCCAGUGUGCUUCAUCCCCCCGCGCACCAUCCUCAGGGGGACCUGUGGCAUCUACCUGGACGUCUACGAAUAAACCCGUCUCUGUGGGAUAAAGAGGACGUUGCCCACUGGCUCCACUGGGCUCAGAGGGAGUACUCACUGCGACGGUCAGAGAAGGGACGAUUCGAGAUGAACGGUCGAGCCCUGUGCCUGCUCACCAAGGAGGACUUCAGACGCCGUUGCCCCAGCUCAGGUGAUGUUCUGUAUGAGAUCCUACAGUGUGUGAAACAACAGAGGAGGGGUGCUGUCUGCGAUCCGCAAAAUACGCCUCCGUCCCUGCCCCCGGAAAACAUACUCAGCCAGGGCCCAGUCCGCUGCCAGGUCCCCGCAGUCAGCGUCCAAGAGCCUCGGCCUCCAAGAGUCAAUGACACCCAAGCUUCCCUCGCUCUCACCAACGCAGCGUCGACAGCUGUGGUGACGGCUGGGAGCCAAUCAGAGCCCGCGUCACCUCUCAGAGAUCGUCAGUCGAUGUUACACAACCACCCUGCUCAACUCACACAUACAACUGUCCCCACAUCUCCCCACAGCAAAGCUCAGUGUCCUCCAACAAAGAGCAUCAGCCAGGAGCCUCUCAACCUGUCCAGUCGAGAGAGGAGCCCACUGCAAAAAGUCAACGGCCGCAUCCCAGAGUGCAGGCUGCUGUGGGACUAUGUGUAUCAGCUCCUGUGUGACGACCGUUACCAACCAUACAUUCGAUGGGAAGACAGGGACAGCCUGGUGUUCAGGGUGGUCGACCCAAACGGACUGGCGUGUCUCUGGGGAAACCACAAGAACCGAGACAACAUGACCUACGAGAAAAUGUCCCGAGCUUUGCGGCACUACUACAAGCUCAACAUCAUCAAAAAGGAGCGAGGUCAAAAACUCCUCUUCAGGUUCCUGAAACUCCCACACAACAUCAGGAAACAGCAGGCCGACCCCGCCGAGUCCCCGGAGCCCAGUCCACCUCUGAAUGGGAACUUUCCAGACAGCAGUCCAACGCACAAGAUCUUCGAAGACCAUUUUGAGAUUUCCCCUGAUCGUAGGUCUCCACAGCCUCCUCUAACUGGUGCUCCUGUAAGAUAGAAAAAACUGUGGUGUAUUUAUCUUGUGGUUUCCGCUUAACGCAGGUGCUAAAGUUUUAACAAAAUGCACUGUAAGUUGUAUUGUCAGAAAAUGUCAGAUCAGAAAAAACACUAAGGGAUAAGGAAAACUGUGGAGAAAUCAAACCAAUAAUCCCCAGAAUUUAAAUUUCUCAGGCGUACUCAAAAUAAUAGCAUUACAGUUAAUACACCGAUUCUCAUGCACUAAAUCCUGCAAGUCUUGUAGGUAAGUGGUUUAAAUGGAUGGCGAUGGGGUUCUACUUUCCAUUUCUCAGAUUAGAAGAAGAAGAAGAGAUUAUUCAUGUUUACAGAAAAAAAGUGGUGUAGUUCAAAAGCCAGGUUUACCAUGAAAACAAAAAAAAUUCUAUAGUUUGUGAUGAAUCAAUUUGAAGAUGAGGUAUUUGUUUGUGUUGUGUGUUGUAUUUUAUUAAAAUGGAAUGUGGAUAAUUGAACAUUCUGUCUAACGAUCUUAUGUAGCAUUAUUAAAUUACAUGUAAAAUAUGUCAUUCAUUUGAUGUUGUGAUGCACUUUAAUGGUGCAGAGAGGUCUUGGAUUGGAUCUUAGAGCACAGUGAAGCACAAAGACAAACGAGACAGAUCAAAACAAUGUGGUCCAUUUCAUUCUGCCUAUCUGUAUCACUUCAGAGCAAACACAGCCUCAUGUAAUAUAGGAAACCUGUGAGCUAAACACACUCACACAGUAGCCCACUUCUUGCUUAAUCCCAAAAUCAAAGAUGGCCUCUCUACCUGCAGGGGGUGCUGUGGUAGCAUAGGAAACAGCAGCUGAGAUGAUGAGAGUACUUCACCCCCAAGAUAAUUAUUUGAUGUUUGAAACCAUGGACUAUUUUCAUGUUUGUAUCCUUGUUAAAGUAAUUGAAAAAUAAAUGUAAAAAACUAUAAUAAACAUAUUAAUAACUGUUGCAAA